AAGGCAAGAGCAGAGAUCAGACCAAACGGGCCAGCAGAGGAAAAAGCUGCCCCCGAACUUAAAGAGAGAGAGAGAGAGAGAGAGAAAUUGAGACAGCUGCUGACUUUUGGAGAGAAAGAGACCUGUUGGAUUUACUGCCGAGAUCCAGAUUUGAUUUUCAUUAAAUGAAAAGACUUUUCUGCAACAAGUCAGCCUGCACAUAACUUUUAACGACUUUUGCACUGGAUUUGAUCCCUUUUUAGAUUUUUAUGCUCGUGCGUAAUUUUGGAGGCAGUUUUGUGGGAGUUCAAAGACUCUGGUUUUGUAGCUUAUAGUGGGAAAACCUUUAAAAGGAUUAACGUGCUUCCUGGUAGAGACUUUAAUAUCAAUAAAUUUCCUCAGUUGUCGGAUUUCACUGUUUUAUGAUGUUGCUUUUACGCGUUUCCAUCGGUUUAAUUGCCGCUCUGUGCGUCGGCACAGCGCACGGCGCCUGGGAGGAGAGCACUGUGGUGCCCGUCAGAUUAGAUCCAGAAGCCCGGUCGGAAAGUGAAACCGAACCGUGGCGGACUCUUUCCCCAGAGGAGAAGGAGAAGGAGGCAGAGAUGAGGGAGUACCGGUUGGACGUAUUUGGCAAGGAGCUGUUCUUGCAGCUCGAGCCCGACCAGACCUUCUUGGCGCCAGGGUUCGUCUUCAGCUUAGUGGGGAGUCCCGAGUCCGAACCCACGCAGGAACCCAAGAGCGGAGCGGAACCGGGGUGUUUCUUCUCAGGCACCGUGAACGGAGAGGAGCACUCCGCCGCCGCGCUCAACCUCUGCCACGGGCUCAGGGGCGGAUUCUACUUUGAGGGCGAAGAGUACUUUAUCCAGCCCCUCAACUCCAGUGACUUCCAGGGCUCAGAGCAGGAUGUCCACCUCAUCCGCCGCAGAGGUCGUGCUGCUCUGGCUGAGGAGGGGAGCUCCAAGUGUGGGGUCAACGAGGACGAGGAGAGAGUGCCAAAGAAUCUGGAGAAAGAAGCUUGGAGCGGAGCCGCUAAGGCAGAGCAGACAGGUGAGGCUGCAGAAACACACCGCGCUUUUUACGCACUUUUAAUCAUUUUAUAAACCACAAAUGUUUAAUGAUCAAACAAAAAGAAUCAAGAGUCUAGAAGAAUUAGUGAUUUAAAUACUCAGUUUUAUUUAAAAACAUUUUAGCAACAAACGGGGAAUCUUUUAAGUCAGUAGCUGCAGUUAGUUUGCAGACCAAACUGCUGUCAGCUGGAGUUGAAAAUGUGCCAGGUUGCACAGCAUGCGCAGUGCACUCAGCUACCUUUUUGACAGCGAAUAUGGAGGAAGGGAAGGUGGAGGGAGGGGGAAACUUCUCCAAGGGGAAAGAGGAGGAGGUAUGACGAAGGAAGGGGAGGGGAGCAGCGGGGUUGGGGCCAGCCAGAGCCCGGCAGUGCUGAGACGUGUAAGAUCGCCUCCUGGUACAACUCGCGCCGGCAGAAAUUUUUCCCCAGAAAGGAUUUUCUCUCCUCUCCCCUUCGCUUUCUCCCUCGCAUAAUUUUCCACCAGAGAAGGUCAGAGUAGGAAUGUAGACCCCGAGGAGGAGGAGCCGUCGGUGGUGUGACGCUGAGUCACGGCCAGGCUCCUCCAGGCACAUCCGGAGCUCUGAUUUGGAGCCUGAAAAAAAGGCCUUUGUAUCUAUUUAGAGCACUGGCAGAGUUCCUCAGUCUGCAGACAGUUUCCAAAAAAGCUGGAUGUUAUGCAAAAAUGUCACAAGUUUAACAGAUGUAAAAAUCAGGACUGAAGCCUGAAGAAGCCCACAUGUCCUUCUGGACCCAGCUUAGUCUAAACAGUCUCCACUCUCUCUUCCCCAGCUCACCACAGGAGCCGGCGUUUUGUUUCCACCCCUCGCUACCUUGAGAUCAUGCUGGUCGCCGAUCAAUCCAUGGCUGAGUUCCACGGCGCCGGGCUCAAACCCUACCUACUGACCAUCAUGGCAGUCGCUUCCCGCCUCUAUCGCCACCCCAGCAUCCACAACUCCAUCAGCCUGGCAGUGGUGAAGCUGCUGGUGGUGUACGAAGAAGAGAAAGGCCCUCAAGUGUCGUCAAACGCCGCCAUGACCCUCCGCAACUUCUGCCAGUGGCAGCGCCAGCACAACCCACCCAGUGACCGCCAUCCUGAGCAUUAUGAUACGGCUGUGCUCUUCACCAGAACAGUAAGUUAGAUGAUGAAGAAAUAGAGCUCGUUUAAGAGAUAAUGAAAAUAAGUGUUCAAACAAUAAUCUUGCUCCAUGUCUCCCUGCUCAGGACCUGUGUGGUGCCCACUCUUGUGACACUCUUGGCAUGGCAGAUGUUGGUACAGUUUGUGACCCUGACCGAAGCUGCUCAAUUAUUGAAGAUGAUGGACUUCAAGCAGCUUUUACUGUGGCUCACGAACUCGGUAAGAGUAAAUCCAAAGAGGAUGAAUUGUUUGCGUGCAAUAAGUUAUUUUGACAGUAUGGCUCUGUUCUGGGAGCUCCCUGCCCUUCCAUGUGUGUAUGUAAGUCAUGGCAGGCAGAGCAGAAGCAAAAAUCUCCCAAGGGUUAAAUAAAACACUUAAUAUGGCAUUACUGUUUGGAUGUUUUGUAGGUAUUUGUCUGAACUCUCAGCUGAUAUAGGUUGGCAUCAAGUUUAGCUGAUGUACUGUGAGCUGAGCUUGAACUUGUGGCCUGCCUCAACAAGCAUUACACUCAUUUUUUUUCAUCCACGAGGUACUCAAAGAGCUGUUUUUCAUUCCCUUCCUUCAGGCCACGUCUUCAACAUGCCUCAUGAUGACGCCCAGCUGUGCUCAGGCGUCAAUGGUGCCCACUGGGGCUCCCACAUGAUGGCCUCCACCUUGUCCAACCUGGAUCAGCAGCAGCCUUGGUCCCCGUGCUCCGCCCUCAUGGUCACCACCUUCCUGGACAAUGGCCAUGGUCAGUGCCUUCUGGACAAACCAGUGAAACCUCAGCCACUCCCCCAGCCUCUGCCUGGCACAGUCUAUGGUGCUGACCACCAGUGUCGGCUUACCUUUGGCGAGGACUCACAGCACUGCCCAGAUCUGAGUUCCACAUGUGCAGCUCUGUGGUGCACCGUGACGACAACUAAUGGUUUGCUGGUGUGCCAGACAAAGAAUUUUCCCUGGGCAGAUGGAACACCAUGUGGGCACGAGAGCUUCUGUUUGGCUGGACAGUGUCUCACCAAGAGCCAAGCUGCCAAACACCAGGUAGGAACCAAAACCUCUCUGAAUGCUCCCUAAAACAGUAGUAGUUGUAACAAAUAUAGACUCAUAAGCCUAUUCCUUCACAUUUUAAAGUUGUAAUUCUCAUGUUUUUUGUUCUUUCAGACUCCUGUCAAUGGUGGCUGGGGGUUGUGGGGUCCUUGGGGCGACUGCUCCCGAACCUGCGGAGGGGGAGUCCAGUAUUCCUUCCGUUCUUGUGAUAGCCCUUUGCCCAAAAAUGGGGGCAAGUACUGUGAGGGCAAGAGGAUCCAGUACCGUUCCUGCAACACGGAGGCCUGUCCUGACACCAAUGGUAUGAGAUCUUUGAAUGACUAAUCUGGUAUAAAAUUUGAAAAAUGCUCUGAAAGUUAGCCCCGGUUCUUCUUGAGUUCAUAAAGAUCUUUAGUGUGAUGUUUGUAGAUCUGGAUGUUUUUACACUUUGCUGUGAAAGUUAACAUGCACGAUAUGCUGAACAAGCCAUAAAUCUGACCUCGCUCUGCCUCUUUCUCAGGCCUGUCGUUCCGUGAGGAGCAGUGCUUGGCCCACAACGACAUGUCAGCCCAAGUGUCACUGGGUUCAGGGGAGGGUGUUGAGUGGGUGCCUAAGUAUGCUGGAGUCUCACCCAAAGACCGCUGCAAGCUGGUGUGCCGGGCCAAGGGGACUGGAUACUUCUUUGUCCUCAAAUCCAAGGUGAGAUUUGCUUACAUGCCAGAUUUAGAAAAGUGUUACAUCACCCUUUGGGUUUUAGUUUAUUUACUGAACAGGCCUGUUUCUUGUGCAGACUUGCAGCAGUUGUAAUUUCACUCAGCCCUGAGGCUUCUGUCUUCCUGGGGAAGAGACUCUUUCUGCUUUACUUUUGACUCACGCUAUUAUGUAACAUUUUUUACGAGUCAGAACUCUAAAUUUUUAUCUUUUUUUCCUUUACCAAGGUGGCUGACGGAACACCCUGCAGUCCAGACUCCACCUCAGUCUGCGUUCAAGGCCAGUGUGUCAAGGCUGGAUGUGAUCGCAUCAUUGGCUCUAACAAGCGCUUUGAUAAAUGUGGCCUGUGCGGCGGAGAUGGUUCCACAUGCAAGAAGGUGUCGGGCUCUCUGGAGCGUGCAAGGUACAUAUCAAGGAAGCUGUCAUUGUCUUUCUUGCAUUUUUAUCAAACAUGAAGGUCCAAGGCUUUUUGUUCCCAAAUAUGACCUUUGUGCUUAUCUACUUAUCUUCCAGGCCUGGUUAUCAGGAUGUUGUCACAAUCCCUGCUGGUGCAACCCACGUGGAUGUCAAGCAGCGUGCCCCAGGCAACAGCCGUCACGAUAACAGCUACUUAGCCGUGCGCCGCCAAGAUGGAACCUACCUGCUGAAUGGGGAUUACAAGCUGAUGACCAUGGAGACGGACAUUGCCUUGCAAGGGUCCUUAUUGCGAUACAGUGGCUCUUCCGCCUCUCUGGAGCGCAUCCGCAGCUUCGCCCCUCUCCCUGAGCCCCUCACUAUCCAGGUGCUGUCCGUCGGAGAAUCUCCAAGACCCCGGGUUAAGUACAGCUACUUUGCACCCAGACCCAAGAAUGCUGGCUCAGCAUCAAACAAUGGAGGCCGCCGCCAGUCCAUAAAUGCAAUCAGAGAGGUCGGUGGGGCUGAGUGGACUCUAAGGGAGUGGGGUCCUUGCUCACAGACCUGUGGCGGAGGGAUGCAGCAGAGGGAGGUGGUGUGUCUUGAUCCUCAGGGUCGUCCUGCCAAGGAUUGCCCAGAGGAGCUGCGUCCUUUGGCAUCAAGAUCCUGUGCUGCCCAGUCUUGUCCCUCCUGGCUUCUGGGAGAGUGGUCAGCAUGCUCAAAGACCUGCGGGCGAGGCUUCCGCAAGCGCCAACUGCGCUGCAUCGGCCACGACGGGCGUACGCUAACCCAUGACAGCUGUGACUCCAAAGACCGUCCGCGACCCCUGCUGGAACUGUGCAAUCAGGGUGCCUGUUAAGGACUGCUUCUAAAAUCUACCCUCCUCCUGUAAACCCAGCUUUUUGUAAGGCGUCAGAUAAAGACUCUGAUCUUCACUGCCUCCUUUUUUUGACGGACAAUCCAGAGAGGCUGAUGAAUGUUUACAUCCAGAACCAGAGUGCUGCAGGUUUUCACUGGUUCUUGGAAGUCAAUGGGUCCACAAUGACUGUCGAAGCUCCUUUUAUUCCUUCCAUUUCAGAGGCAGCAAUCAGUCCACAUGGCGCUUGCAUGUAGUUGCAUCCAGAGACUGAUUACAGCUUGCAGCCUGUCUUGCCUCAGUGCAGCAGUGGCACAUUUAACCUCCAUCAUGAGGUAGAGAGCAUGGACAUUCCUGAUUUCCUUAAGGAGCAUGCUGCUUACUGUGCCAAUGCUUGUGUGUGAGAAUGUGAGAGUGUGCGUGAGGAUAUUUUUAAUGCAUGUAUAUAAUGUUUGUCCAAGCUGGGCUGGACAGACAUGUUGGGGGUUUGGGUUGGGGGUGGGAGGUUCUUGCAGAGUAUAUAAGGAAACAAAAGAAAGAGAAGAGCUCAUAAUUUACUCGCUCAGCCCAUCAGGUAUGGAAUAUAAGAUUAUAAAUAGUCCUAGUGUUUAUGUUCAAACUGCCAGUUUAUUUAUCACAAACCUGUAGCACUUCAUCUUUGUUUUUGCCAGCGGCACAUGUUAACACCCAGUCGUCUCUAAACGCCUCAGUACUUUGUCCUUUAGCCAUAUCUUGCCCUCAUUCACACAGCAGCCUUUAAUGAGGGAACUCUUCAAAGACCAAAGAGGAGUGUGUGUGUGUGUGCGCGCGUUAAUGAGUGUGUGUGAGUGUGUGUGGAGACCUAAAGAGGGACUUGUCUCCUGCUAAUACUUCAUAAGUAAGUCUCUCUGCCUUCCGCGAAGGCAUCUUGUGUUUUUCUAUCAUGUUGGUUUCUUUUUGUACAGAAUAUCCAAACAUUAUUUAUUUUUGUACAGCCUGUUAAAUAUAAUCAUGUGGCUUUUUAAUAUUAUUUUUUAUUUGUUAAUGAGAUCACAGAAGGGAGUAGAGUAUAUAGAGUAUUUAUACAGUGUUUUAUAUAUAUAUAAAUAUAUAUAUAUGGUCCUAGGUUCAUGAAUAAAGUAUCACAUUGACUUGUGCAGCUAACGUCUCCUGAGUGGUUUAUCUGUUUGAUGCACCUACACACACCUUUUAAUGUGCUUUACUUGAAUCAACAAUAUAGAAAAAGUAAAGAAAAGUAAGUUUACUUGUAGUCUGUCCUGUGGCAUGAUGCAGCAUUUGGACAGAGCAUCCCCCAGCCUUUUGAGUUAGCAUUUCAGGGGGACUGCAGAUACCAUGAUUUUAGCUCCACUUUUACCACCUCACCUCUUUUAUUGUUUUUAUUUGAUCCAUGUUGAGAGAAACCUCUUUAUUAGUGUCUUCUGCAAUUACACAGAGCUCACUUCAAAGCUCAAAAGGCUCAGUGGAUGUCACUCACUCAAGGAAACUUUUAGAGAGAGAAAUGGAGCAACAAUAAUGACUAAGUCGACUUCACAGUGCAGCCCAACCUCAACCUUUACCCUUCUUCUCCCAAAGUUAAUCAAAUGUCCUCACACCGCAGUAGUGAGUUGAACUUUUGAGGUAACCCUUGUGUAAAGCUGUGGCUAAAAUCAGGGGCAACAUUUAGCCACUAAUUUCCACAUAACUUUUUUUUUACUUCAGCAAAUGGGAUGAUUUUUUGUGCAGAUGCUUAUAUUGAUAGACACUUUGAGAAUAUGACUUCAAAAUUUUCACCAGGUCAAAAAUACGCGCUGGGCAAAUUUUCAUCCGUUAAAAAAACUUUGACUGCUGUAAAAACAUAUUGGGUUAAUAUUUUUUCCAAUUUUUUUUCAUAUAUCUCUUAAUUAACUUCUGCUUUGAUCAAAACUAGUAAAUGUUUCAUCUGAAAACAUUUUUUUUAACCCUUUGAGGGUCCAUUCAAAACAAAAUGUCACUGAUAUGGUAGAAAAUAAAUCUAAUAAAAAUCAGUCAUUUUCCUCCCAUUUUUCCCCCCAAUAUUAGUGACUUUUUGUUUUAAUGGGUCCUUAAAGGGUUAAAAUUUGGAUUCUUAAUGAAACAUUUACUAGUUUUGAAUAGAGCAGAAAAUAAUGAAGAGAUACAUGAAAAAAAUCUGGAAAAAUAUGAAUCCAAUAUGUUUUUACAGCAGUCAAUGUCAGUGGCUCUAAGGGUUACACAUUCAGAUGCAUGUGUUGGUGCUUUUUGAUCAAGUUAUGUGCGGUACAUUGUUGUCAUUCAUUGUUUGUCCACUAGAUGGGAGUAUUUCAGCAUGCCAUCCAGCGUCUAAACACACGACCACCCCAGCCUGUUUCACACAGCAUGAAGAGGGCAACUCAUACUCAGCUGCUGUGAAGGUAAAAAUGUCCAAAGGUCUCAAGGUUAAAGGUCAAAGGCUGAGUUUUAAAAUCCAGCACUCAGGUUAAAAUCAACUUAAAUUAAAAACCAGUGUUAACUUUUUUGUUGUUUGUCCCAGUUAUAAAGUAAAGAUUUGGAGUUAUACACUUCCCCUUAAGUCUGUUUCACUUGAUUUAUUGAUUAUUCUUCUAGCCAAUCAGAGUGUUCCACAUCAUCUUAAAUGGACUGCAAUGAGCACCAUGCCCCUUUUUUCAGGAAGUAUGGGGACCCUCAAACAAAUAGCAAGGGAGUCUUUUAACUUUAUUAUUCAUGAAAACAUCAGUGCAUAAAUGAUCCUUCAGUUAGUUUGUAAAGAGUGUGCACAGACUUUAGUGAAAGAGUUCUUUAUCAAACCAAACAAACUCAUGCCGAAAACGUUGUUGGUCCAACAUGGUUUGAUUUCAAACACGAUAAAUGUGGACGUUUGUGCGAUGAGUUCUUAGUAUAAAAGACAGGUGUGAUAUAAGAGGCAGAAAUAUGAGCUAUGUAGGGGAAACCAGGUAAGACCAGAGGUUACCUGAGUACACUGAAAGUGACCAAAGAGCUGAUCUAGACCAAACUCUACUUACAAAGACCCAGUGUAAAGACGGGAUCAGAUCGAGCCCAACUUUGUAAGAUCGGCCCCCUCUCCCAUCCCAUCUUCAACCACAUGAAUGAACCACUUUUCUUCUAUUCAACCCGUUUUUUCGCAUCUCCUUUCAUUAUUUGUGGUGAUGAAUCUCCCCCAAACUCUGCGCUGUCACCCAAAUCUGCCUCCUGCGUGUGUGGCACUUCAUGUUUGGCCCUGAGGAGGAUGAUCCCCGCCUUGUCGGCUCCUUCUGCAGCACAAAGGAAAUCAUUAUCCUGUAAUUAUGGCUGCUUAAGAACAAGAUCGACCAUCUCUGUAAUCUGCAUAAUGUGUUGGAGGGAUCUGUGCACAUAAACAGCUGCUGUAGGCGAGGAAGUGCAGCGCAAAUUCUCCUCUGAUUCAACGACUGACAGAGAAAAACACACAUAAUGUCAGCAUUAAUACGGCCAGCAUGAAUGAAACUCUGGCCUCCUUUUACCUGCUUAUUUGUGCAUGUCUCCGUCACGUCAUUACAGCUCGAAAGAAACAUCUGGAAGGUGUUAUGAAUCAUCGCUGCUCUAUGUGGGUGGCAUUUCCAAGAAGUAUAUUAUCUCCCUCCUUUUGCCACCCUUGGUUUCCCAUAAAAGUUAGUUUAAACCGUGGAUAAUUUAAUCCAGUUUAGCAUCCUCGAAAGCACCAUCCAGAUUUUAGACAUUCCCUGCAAAAAGAGAGGAAGCAAAACCAUAAAACUACAAGCCAUUAAAGGUUUAAUCAGUCUCAUUGAGCAUGCACUUGUCUGAAUAAGUCCUCUACACUAAGGUGUUCAUUUCCUGAUGUUUACAGCCUACAAGGAGCCCGUCCACAGGUAUAAUUAAGCUCUUUAAAGCUCAUGUUUAUUGCUGCAGUUUGGUCUCUGCAGGUUCGAACAAGAAUGAGUGUGGGGGUUGGUGGUCUACCCCAACUCUUUAUGUCAACAGGGGUGAUAUUCAAGCUUUCAAUCAAAGCUUUUAUUCCCCUCCUCU
This is a messenger RNA of Xyrichtys novacula (pearly razorfish), 9144 nucleotides long. NCBI's taxonomy places the organism in Eukaryota, Metazoa, Chordata, Actinopteri, Labriformes, Labridae. The record is from the annotation of a GenBank genome assembly.